AUGAAGAUUAAGGAUUUGGAAAUGGCAAUACAUGAAAAUAUUCAAUUCUCCUUGGAGAAAUAUAAGGGAAAACUCUACAAUUACCUUGCUUAUGUGAAGCACCUGAAAGGUUUUAAUGAAGAAGCCCUAAACCUUUUAGAACAAGCUGAAGAGAUAACAAAGAAGGACCAUGAAGAUGAAUUUGAGAAGCUGGUCAUUGUUACUUAUGGAAACUUUGCUUGGGUACAUUAUCACAUGGGUGAGCUUACCAAAGCUGACAACUACCUGGAGAAGCUGGAAGACAUUUGCAAGAAGUUCCCCACAGCCUCCCGCUACAGUGUCCUCCUUCCUGCUGUGUAUGGGGAAAAGGGAUGGUCCUUUUUGAAGGUUUGUUACAAUAAACAUUAUAAGAUAGCAAAAGAAUGUUUUGAAAGGGCUCUUGAGAAAGAGCCCAAUAAGAAGGAGUGGAAUGGUGAUUAUGCCAUUGUGCUGUACCGUCUUGAAAUGUUUGGACCUUCAGUUUGUGCUGAAGACUCAGUUGCACUAAAACAGUUAAAACAUGCUGUAGAGCUAGAUCCAGAAAACCCAGUUCUCAUGGUACACCUGGGAAUAAAACUGCAGCUUUAUGAACAAAAUGAGGAAGCCCUGAAAUUAGUGAAUCAAGCUCUGAAGCUGUCACAACAUAACCCCCAUGUUACUGGACAUGCAGCAAGGUUUUUCAGAAACCAUGGCUUACCAGACAAAUCCUUGGAGAUAUUAGAAAAGGCGUUGCAAGUAGCUCCAGAUUCUUAUUCUCUAAACUAUCAAUUAGGACUUGCCUACAGAUCCAAAAUCGAUAAAUUCCAAGGUGGCCGCGUUGCUCCCUCUCCUCGCUCCCGCAUGGAGCAUGUCAAACUUCUGGUGAGCUCCUCUGACGUAGACAGUCACCAGGACAGUUCCAGUCUUCACGGCUCCGCUGGGUGA
This is a messenger RNA of Polyodon spathula (Mississippi paddlefish), 942 nucleotides long. Its product is annotated as interferon-induced protein with tetratricopeptide repeats 1B-like. Gene Ontology annotation, cellular component: cytosol. Lineage: Eukaryota; Metazoa; Chordata; Actinopteri; Acipenseriformes; Polyodontidae. The record is from RefSeq and is a predicted model, not a curated record. Gene Ontology annotation, molecular function: protein binding. The coding region runs from base 1 to 942 and encodes 313 amino acids. Gene Ontology annotation, biological process: defense response to virus. The transcript is spliced from 2 exons.